GGAUACAAGUGCCAAGUACGGCAUCACUGAGCUGCUGCCAUCUUCGAACCUCAUCGAUCGUCCGCAGAAGGAGAAUAACGAUCUAAAGAAAGCGGGGGAUGACUUGAAGACUCGAUUGGAAAACGAUAUGGCGACACUCAAAUGGGAGAUCUGGGAUCUCAAGGAUCACCACGAAUAAGUGGGGAGAAGUAACCUCACGAAGCAAAUUGACGAGCUGCGGUUAAAGAUGGAGCUGCUCCGCAAACGGAACGAGGAAACGAAGGAGGUCGCUCAACUGUGGAGGAGCGAGGCCCUACGGCCUGGGAACAAACGGGGAAGCGUCAAUAUGUCGAUGCCAGCGAGCGAGGGUCGCACGGCGACUCGCUCUCGAUUAGGGGUUGGUCCUGAUGAAGAAGCACGACGCCUUCGUGUAGAGGUGCAAGACCUGCAUGAACGUCGUCGCUGUGAUCAGACUGAAGUAGAUAUGCUCAAGGAAAGGUGUGCCAAAGCUGAGGCACAAUGCAUGGAGGCGGAGGCGGAGCUCGUGAGACUACGGGAGCAGAUGGGGAGGCUGUCCACUGAUGGUACAGGUGUGGGUACUCCAGAGGUCGUAGGGACGAAUCUCAAAGAGAAGAUGGAUGAACCUGCAAAAACUGGCUUCCGUACGGGCAGACGGGGACGUGUGAAGAUGACUCCAGGGAGAAUACCGAGGGAGGACAGUGCCAGAAAGGCUAAUGACAGGCAUGCUUUUGUGCAAGACGAGAAGAAGCGGCUCAAGGCACUUAAGAAGGGAGGCUCAAAGCCUCUCUGCAAGGAAGCUGGGAUCAGGUAUAAAACGGUGGAUGUUACUGUUGAUGAACUGGCCAAACUCAAUGCUGAGAAAAGGUUCGAAGGGAGCAGUAACUCUGAUGGCAAGACGGAUCCGGACCAUGAUCACGGCCCUGUUACCUACCUGGAACAGGUGGCAGCCUUACAGCGCCCUCUCGAUCAGGGAGCAGGACCAUCGAUGCCCAAGGCGGCUGCACAGGCACCCGCCCCGACGGAGAAGACAGAAGAAUCGAAUGCGGUGCUGGACCUUACACGUAUGUUGGUUAGCCUCAUGCAAGAAAGCAAAAAGGAACAGCGCGAGCACAAUGCCCACAUGGAGUCGCUGAUGCGUUUCAUGCGUCCCAUUAACGUUCGCGCUGACCCUUUUGUCACCCAAGCGCCUGCUCCCGUAGUCGCGGGAGCUGGCGGAGGACCGGCCCAGAGGACUGACACGUGUUAUGCCUGCCAUCAACCCAGACACAUGGCCCGAGAUUGCCCCCAGCGACAAGUAAGAAUAGGGGCAGCCCCGGCAGCUGCAGCUCCCUUAGCUAACGGGCGUGGACGGGUAGGAACCAUGGUAGAAAAAACGGACGUGGCAAUACCAAACAUAGGGGUAAUCGAGGAAGCCGUAGAGCUCAUCCCACUGGAUCAAUUCCUCUCCUUGGGAUAUCCGGGGCUUGGGAUGAUAGGGGCAAUUCGGCCCGCGGACGAUGAGCACGAGAUUUCCGAAUGGCGACCAUCCCCGGGGGAGAUGGAAUUCGGCAGUCCUGAGUUCGUCAUCGGAACGAUCGAUGUUUUGGACAUUGUCCGAGCUCUAAACCACAGCAUUCCGCUUCCGAUCGGCCACCUGUUGUCCAUAUCAGAACAUGCCAAUGAUCGCAUGCUCCAGCAUUGCAAGGCCAAUCGAAAACGAUUCGCACUCGCCAAGCUGGCAACGGCCAAGGGGAAGGCCCCCGUAAGGGAGACAAAACCAGAUACACCUGGACCCUCAGAGCCUGUGCGCCUGGGACUUCUCCAAAAAAACGACCAUUUUCUGGCAUUUCUACGCAUCAAAGCUAUCCCGUGGAAGUCUGCGGAGUGCGACGUAGAGAUCUGGGGAGUCCCAUACAGUGCGAUCCUUGAUUCCGAGACAGCAGUGUUGGCAAUAUCCCUGCGAGUAGUGGAACGGGCAGGAAGAAGGAAGGAUUUGAUCCCACCCAACGACGGAGACCGUUUGAUCUCCGCCGAUGAGGAGAAGAUCACAGCUGUAGAAAAAAUGACAAACGUCGCUUUUAAGUUGGGAAAAGUCCACGCCUUGGGUGACGUGGUGGUUCUUAAUGUGAACUCGUAUGACGUACUCAUCGGACUGCCUGUUUUAAACGCCCUGCAGGCUAAUCUAGACUUUGAGCGGCGGGAGGUGGUUAUUAAGAACACCGGGGGUAAGCCGUACGCAGUCCCCAUGCGCGUCACCCUCCGCACGACUACCAACCCGCCACAUAGAUCUUACCCAGAGGUGGGCGGGCCGAUUCGUACAGUCACCUGGGACGGACGCCUAGAGGACUCGGAGACUAGCAGCGAAGAACACGUGUCCCCGCUCCCCAAGUAUUCGGAAAGCGAGGACGAGACAAACCCGGUGAUUCAAGAGUUGAUACGAAAGUGGGUUCGAUGCCCUAUGGGUAUAUGCAAUGCGCCGGCGACUUUUCAGCAGGCAAUGAAUGUCACUUUCCAUAACUUCGUAAACAAGACUAGGUUAACUCAGGGCAUGAUCAAUUUUUGCGUUAUCGUGUACAUGGAUGAUAUUCUGGUGUAUUCUGAAUCAUUCCAUGGACACGCGCAGCAUAUUGAAUGGACACUUGGCGCGCUGCGGGACGCCGGUUUCAAGAUUGCAUUGGAGAAAAGCGAAUUUUUCUUGUCCGAGAUCUCGUUCCUGGGCUACGUGGUAACCCGAGGAGGCUUGAGACCGGAUUCGAGGAAGGUCGAGGCUGUUCGAGAAGCACCCACGCCCACGUCAUUGACGCAGGUUCGAGCCUUCCUGGGACUGGUCUCGUACUACCUACGGUUUAUCAAGGGCUUUGCGGCAAUCGCUCGGCCCCUGACAAAUCUCCUGCGGAAGGAUCAACCGCUGAACUGGGACACAGAGUGUGAGCAAGCCUUUUGCAUGUUAAACGAGGCCCUGGCCUCGACCACUAUUUUAAUCUGGCCCGAUCCCGAGCGCCAGUUCCUAUUCAUUACUGACUGGCAGUCGGACGCUAUCUCCGCUAUCCUAGCUCAGAAGGGGAAAGACGGGCAGGAGCACGUGGUCGAAUAUGCUUCGAGGACGGUGCCGGACGAAAGGAAGAACGACUCAGCGCCACAAGGAGAAUGCUGCGUUGUCGUCUGGGGAAUCCAACACUUCCACCCAUAUCUCUACGGGCAGAAGUUCCUCCUCGUAACUGAUCACGAGCCAUUGCUGACCCUCAAAAAGCUGACGAACUACACUGGAAUGAUUGGGCGAUGGGUGGUGAGGCUGCAGAAGUAUGACUUCGACAUCCUCCACCGAAAAACGGAAAGGCACGGGAACGCCGACGGAUUGACACGUCUGCACCGGCCUGGCAAGGUGCCACGCAACAAAGAGAUCACUAUCCGGAGCAGCCCAAGGGACCCGGGUACGACCUAGUGAAGGUUCUCCGUUGGCAGGCGAA
Molecule: messenger RNA, 3446 nt
Organism: Chara braunii
Lineage: Eukaryota; Viridiplantae; Streptophyta; Charophyceae; Charales; Characeae
Source: the annotation of a GenBank genome assembly